GCGUCACAAUUUCCAAGAUGUCUUCUUCCUUGGACCUACGACAAAAACUGAAUCAACUACAAAUUAGCAUUCAAGAUGAAAACAGAGCGAGGAAAGAGAGGCCUUCUAUUGAUUUUAAUUUAGAAUCACCUAAAAUGCCUCGGCAGAGGCCAGCUCUUCAACUAAAUCACAAUGGAGGGUUAUCACCGCACGCAAGGAGGGACAAGAAACAAGUACAAAUGCCGCUAACAUGUGGACCUAUCAACAGAAGUACAAUAGACGGGCCUGAAAUUGACAGGAAGUUGCAGGAAAUAAUGAAACAGACUGGACUUUUGACAACAGAGGGCAAGCGUUAUCACAUAAAUGUGGAGAGUCUUGAGUCGAUAGGGGAACUUGGUUUUGGAAGCUGCGGCCAUGUGAUUCGUAUGAGGCACAAGGAGAGUGGUACAAUACUAGCAGUGAAGCAAAUGAGGAGGUCUGGAAACAAAGAGGAGAACAAGAGAAUUCUAAUGGACUUGGAUGUUGUACUCAAAAGUCAUAAUUGCCCUUUCAUCGUGCAAUGCUUAGGGGCCAUAGUAACGCCUAGUGAAGUGUGGAUUUGCAUGGAGCAGAUGGCCACAUGCCUGGACAAACUCAUCAAGAAACUCAGAGAACCCGUUCCAGAGCAGAUCAUCGGUAAAAUGGUUGUGGCAAUUGUGAAUGCGCUGAACUACCUGAAAGAGAAACAUGGUGUAAUGCACAGAGACGUGAAGCCGUCAAACAUGCUCCUAGAUGAGAAGGGCGUGGUCAAGCUAUGUGACUUUGGUAUCAGCGGCAGACUAGUCGACAGCAAGGCCAGGACGAGGAGUGCUGGAUGUGCAGCAUACAUGGCGCCGGAGCGAAUAGACCCACCAGAUCCAAAUAAUCCUGACUAUGAUGUCAGAGCCGAUGUCUGGAGUCUAGGAAUUUCACUGGUGGAAUUAGCGACUGGGGAAUUCCCCUACAAGAAUUGUACAAAUGACUUUGAGGUACUAGCCAGAGUGUUGUCAGAGGAUCCCCCAAGGCUUCCGCUCAAGAGAGGCUUCUCGGUGGACUUUCACUCUUUCAUUCAGUGCUGUUUGACAAAAGACUACAAUAAAAGACCUAAAUACAAGCAACUCAUGGAGCACAGCUUCUUCAAGAGGUACCUGGUCGCCAGGGUGGACGUUGCGUCCUGGUUCGCAUUGGUCAUGUACAAGGUCAGGACGCAAUCGAGCCGGCAGGACAGGCACACCCCUUAAUCAGGAUCGGUCACGCUCCGCGGGCGUCCAUCACACCUCUGUGACAACAGUGCAACAUACCUUGCGCUCUCUUUGAACAUUUUAAACCAGCGUCCAAUCACCGGGCGUCGUCGUGUUGCACCAUAUCAGGAAACGUUUUCUUCAGGAUCCGUUCUGGAGGUACAUUGAGUGAUUUGCCGACAGAACGCUGGAGUGAGGCACCCUUUUCGCCCUCAGUGCAGGUGCACGCAACCGGUUAUAUUUUACUAUAAGUAUACUUUUUUUGACAGCCUCCUCUACUCUUACACGUGGGCUCUGUCUCAUGAUGCAGAGGUGGAGAAGGACAAUUCCAUGAUGUUAUAACUUAAUGUUUGUGUGUUUAGAGUCGUCACUGAGACCACUAUACUGGUUAUAUGACUGAGAAAUCUUGUUAAUGAAUGAAUAAUUAGAUAGCAGUCUAGCCAUAAACCCUCAUUGUACAAAAGAAGAGGAAUAUUACAGAAAGAAAAAAAAAAAUCAUGAUUUGUAUUAAAAACAUGUGGAUGCAGAACUAGAGAUGAUGUUUUAUAUUUCUGCAUCAUGUUGUUCUUUACUCCUUAUCCAACUC
This is a messenger RNA of Strongylocentrotus purpuratus (purple sea urchin), 1824 nucleotides long. RefSeq names its product dual specificity mitogen-activated protein kinase kinase 7 (gene map2k7). The transcript has 12 exons. Lineage: Eukaryota; Metazoa; Echinodermata; Echinoidea; Camarodonta; Strongylocentrotidae. Gene Ontology annotation, biological process: protein phosphorylation. The record is from RefSeq and is a predicted model, not a curated record. The coding region runs from base 18 to 1238 and encodes 406 amino acids. Gene Ontology annotation, molecular function: ATP binding; protein kinase activity.